This is a messenger RNA of Thrips palmi, 1480 nucleotides long. Its product is annotated as mucin-2-like. The coding region runs from base 53 to 1342 and encodes 429 amino acids. The transcript is spliced from 2 exons. NCBI's taxonomy places the organism in Eukaryota, Metazoa, Arthropoda, Insecta, Thysanoptera, Thripidae. The record is from RefSeq and is a predicted model, not a curated record.
GACACCUGCGAGUAUAUAAGGAGCGUAUACUGCCGCGAGCACAUUGCAAGCCAUGGCAGCCAGACACGUCGCAGCACUGCUGUGGGGAGCCCUGCUCGUCCAGGCCCUCCUGGCCUUCCCGACGCCCGAGGAUGACGCCGAGGACGAAGUGCUCAGCCGGUCCAAGAGGCAGGCGCAGACCAUCCAGAUGAGUCUGCAUAACAUCCUGCGCUCCGCGGGCAUCGACACCACCGGCAUCCCCGACUCCACCAUCGAAAUCCCGGUCACCACCGGCCGUACUGUGAUCCGCGUCCGAGUCCGGGACCCCACCACCACCACGACCACCACUACCACGACAACCACCGAGGCACCGGCCACCGGAGUCACCAUCGUCAUCCCCGCGAGGCAGACCGACGGCACCGACGUUGACGUGGAAAUUAUUGUCAAUACGGAGGCGCCGGAGACGACCACUCCCGAGCCCACCACGACCACCACGGCGGCACCCAACGAGAUCGUCAUUAUCAUCAACGUCAACCCCAGCGAGAAUCAACAAGAGUUGACUACCACCGUUGAACCGGAGACCACUACUCUGGAAAUCACUACCCUCGAGCCGGAGACUACCACUCUGGAACUGACUACCCUUGAGCCGGAGACCACUACCCUGGAACUGACGACCCUCGAGCCGGAAACCACCACCCUGGAGCUGACUACCCUCGAGCCGGAAACGACCCCGGAGCCAGAAACAACUCCCGAGCCGGAAACGACCCCCGAGCCAGAAACCACCACUGUGGAGGUGACAACCCCGGAGCCGGAAACAACCCCUGAGCCGGAAACGACUCCCGAACCGGGAACGACCCCUGAGCCGGAGACCACUACGAUUGUGCUGACGACUGAAGAACCGGUAACGGAACCUCCCACCACGCCGGAGCCUGAACCGGAAGCUCCCACUACGGCGGCCCCUGAACCCGAACCAACAACCACGACUACCACGGCUGCGCCAGCAGCGGCAGGUCCCACCGUCAUCGUGAACCCUGCUCCGAUGCCCAACAUCAACGUCAACACCAACAACGAGAUCCACAACAACAUCGCCCCCUACCAGCCCGUGUACGUGACGGCCGAGGCCGUCGCCACCACCUCGACUACGGCCGCGCCCACGGUCGUCGUGGAGGCCUCCUCCAAGGGCCCCACCAUCCGCAUCGAGACUACGGACGAGGCCAAGGUGUCCUACGACCCAGCCACUGGGGCGACCAAGAUCGAGACGAACAGGCCGACGGGUACCGCCAUCGGUACUGGAACCUCCAUGGGGCUGGCUUACCCCGGCAUCAGCUCCGGCCUUGGCUGGGGUGGACUCUUCCUGGGUUGAAAAGGCCAUCAAAUCAGCAAGGCCGUUUAUUCUUUGAAUAAUCGUUUAGUGUUCCCUGAGUGUGUUACCUGGAGGAUAGAAGGUGUGUCACUAACAUCUCUUGUUUGCUCAUCUCGAUAAAGGACGAGAAAGGUUUUA